Messenger RNA from Cryphonectria parasitica EP155, 1761 nucleotides. RefSeq names its product MFS general substrate transporter. Gene Ontology annotation, cellular component: membrane. NCBI's taxonomy places the organism in Eukaryota, Fungi, Ascomycota, Sordariomycetes, Diaporthales, Cryphonectriaceae. The transcript has 4 exons. The record is from RefSeq and is a predicted model, not a curated record. Gene Ontology annotation, molecular function: sucrose:proton symporter activity. The coding region runs from base 1 to 1761 and encodes 586 amino acids.
AUGGUAUCAUCAUGGUCGGGGCAACCCGAGAUCAAAGGGCGGACCGAGUGGGUGCGGAUGAUGCUUCUGUGUGCGGUGCACUUUGGCAUCACAUUCACCUGGGGCGUCGAGAUGACAUAUUGCACGCCCUAUCUCCUCAACCUGGGCCUGACCAAGAGCCAGACCUCGCUGGUGUGGAUCGCGGGCCCGCUGUCUGGGCUCAUCACCCAGCCUAUUGUAGGGGCGCUGGCAGACUCGACGCGGUCGAGAUGGGGGCGGAGGAGACCGUAUAUCGUCGUUGGGUCCAUCAUUGUCGCGGGAGGGCUGAUUACGCUUGGCUGGACGAGGCAGCUUGUCUCGUUGGUGAUGCCGACCGACACUGACCUGGCCAAGAUGCUCAUCAUCUUUGUUGCCGUGUCGGCACUGUAUGUGACGGACUUUGCCAUCAACGCAGCACUAACCUUUCUCUCCUCCUUCGUCGCAGUCAUGUCCUGCUCGAGAAGUCUCCUCGUGGACACGCUGCCCAUCGCAAAGCAGCAGACAGGCGCGGCGUGGGCGGGCAGGAUGGGCUCGCUGGGCCACAUUGUAGGCUACGGCAUGGGCGCCGUGGACCUGCCCGGCACCCUGGGUACAUCGCUCGGCGCGACGCAGUUCCAGCAGCUGACGCUCAUCGCCGCCCUGGGCAUCCUCUUCACCUCGUUCGUGACGUGCUGGGCCGUGACGGAGCGUGUUCUCAUCAGCCCCGCACGGCGUGACCACCUCCACCCGCACGGCAGCGGCGGCGACGGCGGCGGCCGCUUCAAGGUGCUGCGACAGAUCUGGUCGACCUUUUUGGACCUGCCGCCGCGCAUCCAGGGCAUCUGCUGGGCCGUCUUCUGGGGCUGGAUCGGCUGGUUCCCUUUCAACGUCUACGGGAGCACGUGGGUGGGCGAGACAUACUUCCGCUACGACGCGGCGGCCGACGCGAACAAGAUGUCGUCCGACGCCCUGGGCGACAUGGGCCGCAUCGGCAGCUACACGCUGACCAUCUACUCGUUCAUGACCUUCACGGGCGCCUGGCUGCUCCCGCUGUUUGUGCGCGCCCCGGAGGACGAGAGGUUCACCAGGCGGCCCCCGCAGAGCAUCGCCCACCUGGUCGAGGGCUUCAGCAAGCACAAGCCCGACCUGCUCAGCAUCUGGGUCGCCGGCCAUGUGCUGUUUGCCAGCGCCAUGUUCUUUGCGCCCUUUGCCACGAGCUUUCGCUUUGCCACUGCCCUGGUUGUCUUUUGCGGGAUACCAUGGAGCAUUGUUUCCUGGGCCCCAGUGGCCAUGAUGGGAAUCGAAGUCAACAAAAUCUCCAGCGACCCAGCCUCGUACCGCCGCCUCUCCGACGCUCCCGACGCCAUCGAGCUCAGCGGAGGCAUCGCCAACACCACCACCACCACCUCCACCACCUCACCCCCCAGCCGAGCCGACCACCACCACAACCACCUCCUCUUCGUCGAGCACGGCCCAGACGACAGCCCCCACAGCAUAGCCAGCGGCACCACAGGCGAGCUCUCGGGCAUCUACUUUGGCAUCCUGAACAUCUACCAGACCAUCCCGCAGUUCAUCGGCACCUUCAUCUCCACCGUCGUCUUCGCCGUGCUCGAGCCCGGCAAGAGCCCCGAGCUGGCCGCCGAUGCCGACCCGGCGGAGCUGCAUUCUGCAGAGGGGCCGAAUGCUAUUGCUGUUUGUCUUUUUAUCGGGGCCGGGGCUGCGGGCGUCGCUGCUGUGGUUACGAGGCGGUUGAAAUAUAUUUAA